Pelagomonas calceolata is the source of this 1606-nucleotide messenger RNA. NCBI's taxonomy places the organism in Eukaryota, Pelagophyceae, Pelagomonadales, Pelagomonadaceae. The record is from the annotation of a GenBank genome assembly.
GACACUAGGGAGCCGAGAGCGCCGCAUUGAGCUGGUCUAAUUUGCGAGCAAGCAUCGCGGCGGGAGCUCCGGCCACCCCUUAGAAAUUCUCUUCUCGGUGCCCACACAAAGCUGCGAAGCUUGUGCGCGCUCAGAUAGCUUAGCAGCCGACCUGCUCUCACAGAGCACCUGCUCGCUUCCCUCCGCCGCUAGACAACCAUGCGCGUCGCGUCCGCCGCCAAGACGCUCGCGCGCGCCGCCCGCACCGCGCCGAGAGCGCGCCCGCUCUCGGCUCUCGAGAAGGACACGGAAGCACCGCGCACGAUGGAGCCGGGCUUUGGCAUCGACGCCAUGGCUAGAAACGGCGCGCCCGCGUAUUUGGAUGUGCAAGCGACGUCGCCCGUGGACCCGAGGGUCCUGGACGCGAUGCUGCCCUACUUCCUGGGCAACUUCGGAAACGCGCAUUCGAAAACGCACGCGUUCGGCUGGGAGUCGGAAAAGGCCGUCGAGAACGCGCGCGAGUCCCUCGCGAAACUGAUCGGAGCCGAUUCUAGGGAAGUCGUCUUCACGAGCGGCGCGACGGAGUCGAAUAAUAUGAGUGUCAAGGGCAUCGCGCGCUUCUACGGCGCGAAGAAGAAGCACAUCGUCACCACCCAAACGGAGCACAAGUGCGUGCUGGAUUCGUGUCGGGCGUUGGAGCGGGAGGGCUUCGAGGUCACUUAUUUACCAGUAGAGCGCGCGACGGGCAUGGUGAACCUCGACGAAUUGAGAAGUGCGGUGCGCAAGGACGAGACGUGCCUCGUGAGCGUGAUGGCCGUCAACAACGAGAUCGGCACGCUGCAGCCUUUGAAGGAGAUCGGCCAGAUCGCGAAAGAGGCCAAGGCCUUCUUCCACACGGACGCGGCGCAGAUGGUCGGGAAGUUACCCUUCGACGUGAACGAGAUCGGGUGUGAUCUCGUGUCGAUCUCGGGGCACAAGUUGUAUGGGCCGAAGGGUAUUGGAGCGUUGUACGUGCGGCGAAGGCCUCGCGUGCGAUUGGAGCCCGUUCUGUCGGGCGGCGGCCAGGAGCGCGGGUUUAGAUCCGGCACAUUACCGACGGCUUUAUGCGUCGGUCUGGGCGCCGCGGCGGACGUCGCUUUAAAAGAGCUGCCGAACGACAUGGCCCACGUCGAACGAUUGUCGGAAAGACUCAUGGCUGGGAUCAGGGAGCACGUGCCCGAAGUUGUAUUAAAUGGCCACGCGACGCAGCGCCACGCGGGCAACGUCAAUUUAUCAUUUGCGUAUGUGGAAGGUGAAUCGUUACUGAUGUCGCUCAAGAACAUUGCGGUAAGCUCGGGGUCCGCGUGCACGUCGGCCUCUUUAGAACCGUCCUACGUGCUCCGGGCCAUCGGCGUGUCCGAGGACCUGGCCCACACGUCGCUGCGCUUCGGGUUGGGGCGGUUCACGACGGAAGCCGAGGUCGACUUCGCGAUUGAUCUACUACGGGUCCACGUCGCGCGGCUGCGGGAGAUGUCGCCGCUCUGGGAGCUCGUCCAGGAGGGCGUGGAUCUGUCGACGAUCAACUGGACGCAGGACGCGGCGCACCACCACCACUAGUAGACCGGUGCUCCUAACCUUUGCUGCUUGU